Messenger RNA from Mustela lutreola (European mink), 833 nucleotides. RefSeq names its product trafficking protein particle complex subunit 5 (gene TRAPPC5). The transcript has 2 exons. The record is from RefSeq and is a predicted model, not a curated record. Lineage: Eukaryota; Metazoa; Chordata; Mammalia; Carnivora; Mustelidae. Bases 229 to 795 code for a protein of 188 amino acids. Gene Ontology annotation, biological process: endoplasmic reticulum to Golgi vesicle-mediated transport. Gene Ontology annotation, cellular component: TRAPPII protein complex; TRAPPI protein complex; TRAPPIII protein complex.
CACUCAAGGCCUUUUACGGCGUCGUAAAGCAACUCGGCCAAACCGACGGCCGCAGUUCGCUGGUGAGACCCCGCCCGCGACCCCGGCUUGCGCGGGGCCUCGCCCGCUCCGGGACCCCCAGUCUCCCGCGCGCUGGGGAUCCUGGGCGACGUUCCCGGCGUCCGCGAUCCCCGGUCCGUCCGCUUCGGCCCACGCAAAGGGUCCGUGAGGAGGGGCGGUGGUGGCAGCAUGGAGGCACGCUUCACACGAGGGAAGUCGGCGCUGCUAGAGCGAGCCCUGGUGCGGCCCCGCACCGAGGUGAGCCUGAGCGCCUUCGCGCUGCUCUUCUCCGAGCUGGUGCAGCACUGCCAGAGCCGGGUCUUCUCCGUGGCCGAGCUGCAGGCGCGCCUGGCUGCCCUGGGCCGCCAGGUGGGCGCCCGCGUUCUGGAUGCGCUGGUGGCUCGCGAGAAGGGUGCCCGGCGGGAGACCAAGGUGCUGGGCGCUCUGCUGUUCGUCAAGGGUGCGGUGUGGAAGGCGCUGUUCGGCAAGGAGGCGGACAAGUUGGAGCAGGCAAACGAUGAUGCCCGCACCUUCUACAUCAUCGAGCGGGAGCCGCUCAUCAACACCUACAUCUCCGUGCCCAAGGAGAACAGCACGCUCAACUGUGCCAGCUUCACGGCGGGCAUCGUGGAGGCGGUGCUCACGCACAGCGGCUUUCCCGCCAAGGUCACGGCACACUGGCACAAGGGCACCACGCUCAUGAUCAAGUUCGAGGAGGCCGUCAUAGCCCGAGACCGGGCCCUGGAGGGCCGCUGACCCCCAGGAGAUAAAGAAUGCAGAGCCUCCUUCCCAAA